This is a messenger RNA of Lagenorhynchus albirostris (white-beaked dolphin), 1527 nucleotides long. RefSeq names its product one cut homeobox 2 (gene ONECUT2). Bases 1 to 1527 code for a protein of 508 amino acids. Gene Ontology annotation, biological process: regulation of transcription by RNA polymerase II. Lineage: Eukaryota; Metazoa; Chordata; Mammalia; Artiodactyla; Delphinidae. Gene Ontology annotation, molecular function: RNA polymerase II cis-regulatory region sequence-specific DNA binding; DNA-binding transcription factor activity, RNA polymerase II-specific. The transcript is spliced from 2 exons. The record is from RefSeq and is a predicted model, not a curated record. Gene Ontology annotation, cellular component: nucleus.
AUGAAGGCUGCCUACACCGCCUAUCGAUGCCUCACCAAAGACCUAGAAGGCUGCGCCAUGAACCCGGAGCUGACAAUGGAAAGUCUGGGCACUUUGCACGGGCCGGCCGGCGGCGGCAGCGGUGGGGGCGGCGGCGGGGGCGGCGGGGGCGGCGGCGGGGGCCCGGGCCAUGAGCAGGAGCUGCUGGCCAGCACCAGCCCUCACCACGCGGGCCGCGGCGCCGCUGGCUCGCUGCGGGGCCCGCCGCCGCCGCCGCCGCCGCCAACGGCGCACCAGGAGCUGGGCACGGCGGCAGCGGCGGCAGCAGCGGCGUCGCGCUCGGCCAUGGUCACUAGCAUGGCCUCGAUCCUGGACGGCGGCGACUACCGGCCCGAGCUCUCCAUCCCGCUCCAUCAUGCCAUGAGCAUGUCCUGCGACUCGUCCCCGCCCGGCAUGGGCAUGAGCAACACCUACACCACGCUGACGCCUCUCCAGCCGCUGCCGCCCAUCUCCACUGUGUCGGACAAGUUCCACCACCCGCACCCGCACCCUCACCACCACCACCACCACCACCACCACCACCACCAGCGCCUGUCGGGCAACGUCAGCGGCAGCUUCACCCUCAUGCGCGACGAGCGAGGGCUCCCGACCAUGAACAACCUCUACAGCCCCUACAAGGAGAUGCCCGGCAUGAGCCAGAGCCUGUCCCCGCUGGCCGCCACGCCGCUGGGCAACGGGCUGGGCGGCCUCCACAACGCGCAGCAGAGCCUGCCCAGCUACGGGCCCCCGGGCCACGACAAAAUGCUCAGCCCCAACUUCGACGCGCACCACACUGCCAUGCUGACCCGCGGUGAGCAACACCUGUCCCGCGGUCUGGGCACCCCGCCCGCGGCCAUGAUGUCUCACCUCAACGGCCUACACCACCCGGGCCACGCUCAGUCCCAUGGGCCGGUGCUGGCGCCUAGCCGUGAGAGGCCACCCUCGUCCUCUUCGGGAUCGCAGGUGGCCACAUCAGGCCAGCUGGAGGAGAUCAACACCAAAGAGGUGGCCCAGCGCAUCACCGCCGAGCUGAAGCGCUACAGCAUCCCACAGGCGAUCUUCGCGCAGAGGGUGUUGUGCCGGUCUCAGGGGACUCUCUCCGACCUGCUCCGGAACCCCAAACCGUGGAGUAAACUCAAAUCUGGCAGGGAGACCUUCCGCAGGAUGUGGAAGUGGCUGCAGGAGCCCGAGUUCCAGCGCAUGUCUGCCUUACGCCUGGCAGCGUGCAAACGCAAAGAGCAAGAACCAAACAAAGACAGGAACAAUUCCCAGAAGAAAUCCCGCCUGGUGUUCACCGACCUCCAACGCCGAACGCUCUUCGCCAUCUUCAAGGAGAACAAACGCCCAUCCAAGGAGAUGCAGAUCACCAUUUCCCAGCAGCUGGGCCUGGAGCUUACGACCGUCAGCAACUUCUUCAUGAAUGCCCGGCGCCGCAGCCUGGAGAAGUGGCAGGACGAUCUGAGCACAGGGGGCCCCUCGUCCGCCUCCGGCACCUGUACCAAAGCGUGA